This is a messenger RNA of Vigna unguiculata (cowpea), 1953 nucleotides long. Its product is annotated as RING/U-box superfamily protein. The record is from RefSeq and is a predicted model, not a curated record. Gene Ontology annotation, biological process: protein ubiquitination. Gene Ontology annotation, molecular function: ubiquitin-protein transferase activity; zinc ion binding; RNA-DNA hybrid ribonuclease activity. Lineage: Eukaryota; Viridiplantae; Streptophyta; Magnoliopsida; Fabales; Fabaceae.
AUGGGGGAUCAGGGUGUUUUAGGUGUUAAUGUUGGAAGAGAGGAGGAGGAAGAUGAGUUUUGCAGUUGUUGUGGAGAUGAAAACGAGGAAGCGUGGAAAGAGACUGAGGAGGCUCUGGUGGGAGGGUUGAAGGACGAACUUGAUGAAUUUUCAGUGAAAAUGUUCUUCAAGGGGUUGUCAAUGGCUGGGUUUGAAAAUCCAAGUUCUGGGUUUUCUGGAAUUGGAGUUGUAAUGGAAAGGUCACCAGGGCUUCCUGCUAUAAGGGUGCAGAAAAAACUUGACUUUUAUGCGGAGGAGUCUGUGGUUGACUACUUGGCACUCUUGGAUGGUUUGCUGGAAGCUGUGCGGAAAAAGAUCCGCAGGGUUUAUGCUUUCACAGAUUCUGAGUUGUUGCAUGAUCAGAUAACAUUUGGGAAAAAAAUGGACAUGCCUCUUUUGUUGGCAUUGAGAGAAAGGAUUCUGGAACUUACCAAUAAUUUUGAAGAUUUUGUUUUAAAGCUUAUACCCUCUACUGAUCUUGAGCAGCCACUGCAUUUUGCCAAAGUAGCUAUUGGACUAGUCACUUUCCCCAUAAAUGGUGAGAGAUUGCUUAAGAAUUGUUCUAUUUGCUGUGAUGACAAGCCAGUGCAAAUUAUGAUUACCCUGAAAUGUUCGCACAUAUUCUGUUCACAUUGCCUGAGGGCCUAUGCCGAUGGUAAAGUACAAUUAUCUCAAGUUCCUAUAAAAUGCCCUCAACCGGGGUGCAAGUAUUGCAUCUCUGCAACUGAGUGCAGGUCUUUUCUUCCAUUCACCUCAUUUGAAUCCCUGGAGAAAGCCCUUUCCCAAGCGGAUAUUGACCAUUCAGAUAGAAUUUAUUGUCCAUUUCCAAAUUGUUCUGUUCUCCUGGAUACUCUUGAAUGUGUAUCAGCUAGAAGUUCAUCUAGUCAGUCUGACAAUUCUUGUCUCGAGUGUCCUGUUUGUAAGAGGUUUAUCUGCGUGGACUGUAAGGUUCCUUGGCAUUCUUCCAUGAAUUGUCUAGAAUUCCAGAAUCUGUCAGAAGACGAGAGGGAUGCUUCUGACAUAUCCUUGCACCGUCUUGCUCAAAAUAAGAGGUGGAAGCGUUGUCAGCAAUGUCGUACAGUGAUUGAACUUACUCAAGGCUGUUACCACAUGGCAUGCUGGUGUGGUCAUGAAUUCUGCUAUUCUUGUGGUGCGGAAUACCGAGAAGGGCAACAGACAUGCCAAUGUGCAUAUUGGGAUGAAAAUAACUCAGAAAACUCAGUGGCACACUCUCUUCAAGAAUCAGAACAAUGGGCAUGGGAGACAUUCAACUCUCUUUCCAUGAUCGUGGAUGCAUACUCGGACCAAGAAAGAUCACAGCUUGCGCUGAUUCAGAGGUUUCUGGCCGGCGGUUUCAGCCUCAGUGACCACAAUCCUUACCAGUCUCCUCCUCGCUGUACAGAUUCCUAUGUAGACCCCAUGAAGGAUCUACAUCAACUUCCAUGGCUAGAGAGAUUUGUGUCUGUGAUAAGUGACAACUACUACGAAGAUUACAUUCAAUGAAAACUGUGAUAGAUCAUAGACUUUUCUACCUAAUAAGUUCAUCAACUUUCAAUCUCAACUCAAGUUUUGAGAGGUUGCAGAAGGAGUUUGUGAUUCUGUCCACUUUUCAUCAAGAGGUGUUCCACAUUUACAUCAUGGAAUUUCUGUAUGUUGUUCCACUUGGAUAUCUUUGACCUAAGGUAUAUCUUGGUGAAGAAUCUCUUCCUUUAAUGAAAGAGAAAAAAAGGGGAAACUUGGAAGUGAAAACAUCUUUGCUUCUUUUUUGACUGGGAAGAAUAGUGUUAGUCAAAUUUAAAAAAAAAAAGAAUUCUAGACUUUUAUUUUGGUCACACCCUUUUCCUUGUUAUUGAAAAUAAUGUUAAACAAACUACUUGGUUGGGUUUUAUAGUUAAACUUUUUUUAGUUCUUUCA